Messenger RNA from Aspergillus pseudotamarii, 3780 nucleotides. RefSeq lists its product as uncharacterized. The coding region runs from base 1 to 3780 and encodes 1259 amino acids. The record is from RefSeq and is a predicted model, not a curated record. Gene Ontology annotation, cellular component: small-subunit processome. NCBI's taxonomy places the organism in Eukaryota, Fungi, Ascomycota, Eurotiomycetes, Eurotiales, Aspergillaceae. The transcript is spliced from 12 exons.
AUGAAGAGAUACAGGUCUGCAUCCCAUUUCUGGGACUCUGCUUUGAACAAGAUCUUCCCCAGGCGAGCAUCGCGAUUGAGACCGGAUGAGCGUAAUACUUUUCUGUCAUUCGAGUCAUCCACUACCAGCGAGCACACUGAUGGCUUUUACAUGUACUCCCAGGCUCUGUUGGAGCAAGAAAACAGGCGACGAGAUGCUUUACUAUUUCGCCAGUCCGAUAGCACAGAGGCAUCAUAUUCAUCUGCUCUCAUGGCGCCAAUUCCGCGCCCUGCCCUUCCCUAUACUAUUAGUUCUCCCGAGUGGAACAUAUUUUCUGAAGCUGUCAGGGCCCUCGAAGAUGCAAUUGAUGACGAUGCGUCCGACUGGCUCCACAGUGUGCUGUCGGUCUUUUCUAAAGUCUACACCGUCGCCAAGAUCCUCGUCACAAUUCUCAAGUCCUAUGGAAUCGAGGUAGAAGACAUUCCUGACAGCGUUCCGGUCCAUAUUAGACGUGCGGAAGAAAUUGUGACAUCCGAUUCGAUUACUGAUCUUAUUGAGGCCGUGGAAAGUCUUUAUUAUUCCGUAUAUGCGAGACUGAUAAUGGAGAUUGCGAACGUCGACUUAUCGACUUACUUCAACUUGGAACUCCGACGCACAUCCCGCAAGGAUGAGUUUACUCUCCCAGAGCCCGAACAUUUGUUGAAGAUCCUUGCGCACUGCAAAGACACCCUCGAAGCCCCAACCGUCUGCAACCAUGUCAAUGAGGAUCUUAUCAAAUUUCAUCAGGAUGAAUUCAUCCGCCGCGCCAUGGAGAGGGCGAUUGGCACAGGAUUUUUCCUCGACGACCUACUCGGAUACCGCCGUUACACUAUGGGGAUUGUGAGCGACGUCUCGUCUGAGUUUCGUUCGAAGUGGAACCACGACACGUUCUUAUAUCAGAUACCGCCGGAGGAGAUCCUCACAGUUCAAUCUGAGAAGUACCUUUCUUUCAUACCCAAACCGGAGGCUGUGUUGUUAGUCACUGGUUCCGAUCUUCCAUUCGUUGACCGCGAGAGUGUCGAUCCGGAACUUUGGGAGCGUGAGCUCGUCAGGGACCACCGCCAGUCGGCCUUAGCCAAGAUGGAAGGCAAAGGCAUCGGAGAUGUUAGGCGUGUGGACGAGAGACGUCGCCCGAGUGAUUACAUGAUGGAGAGAAAAUGCAUCUGUCGCUCAUCGUGCAUCUGCUCCUGGGAAUGCACUUCGGAUCCUGAACGCCCCUGUCCCUGCGCAGACCGUAUGAUGCAGGUAAUGCUUGCGAAACGUCGCAAGGCUCCGGGAACACGCGACUUCGCUACCCGAUGCGGCAGUCUUGCAAAGGCGAUAUUCGAAUGCGCUUCGUUGAUUAAACGGGAUAUUGAUGAUAUUGAAAUCGCGUUGGAGCUGGACCGUGCGUUUUCACUAGUGGACACUAAUGGGUGGCCCAUAUUUGCCCCAAAGAUACUAUUCUUGUACUGUGAUGCGCUGUACCUUGACCGGUACCUUGCCCGAGGAUGUAAUGUACGCGGUAACACUCGGAACAUACUCCGGCGCAACUUUUAUCUCCCUACCACAGAAAAGAAAACUGUUCUAGCGGGCAUGGUGCCCAAAACCGUAUCGACUUCGGCGACUGUAUUAAUAUCCUCUUUUUCAUCUCCGUUGUCGCGAAAUCCACAGUGGAUCGCAAACUUCAGAGGACCCAGAACCGGGGUGCGACGAUAUAACCGUGCUACCUGGCCGUCCUACGGCAUCACCACUCCUGUCCCGGAUCGUCCUCCACAGUUCCCCAGUUCCGGAUCUAGGAAGUCUCCAUUCUGCUUCCAGACGGGGUAUGCGCUCUGCGCCAAACGGCCCUCGCGCCCCUUCCCCCCACCGUUCCUGUCCCCGCCGUCCUCGUCCUUUUCCGACCCGUUGACUACCCACUACCACAGUCAGGAUAAGAGAUUAUCCGUCAAGGGCGAACUAGUCAGGGGCCUAAACAACGGUGACGAUGCGGUAUUGGUUGCAGAUAAUUUCCUCGGGGUCGACGAUGGUGUAGGGGCAUGGGCUACCAAGCCACGAGGUCAUGCUGGACUCUGGUCCAGGCUACUACUACAUUUUUGGGCUCUAGAAGUCGAACGACGAGUUGAUAGUAAUGCCCCGCUGGAUCCGGUCGAGUUCCUUCAACGUGCUUACGAAGAAACCAUCAACGCAACGACCGCCCCUAGCGAGUGGUACGGAACAACGACCUCCGUAACUGCGAUCUUACAUUGGACCUGCGAUGAUACGGGGAAGGAAAAGCCUUUACUUUACGUGACUAAUAUAGGCGAUUGCAAGUUGCUGGUCAUCCGUCCAAGCGAGGAGAAGAUCCUGUUUCGGACCAAGGAACAAUGGCAUUGGUUCGACUGCCCCAUGCAGCUGGGGACCAACAGCGUGGAUACGCCACGGAAGGAUGCGGUUCUGUCACAAGUCGAUUUGGAGGAGGAUGAUCUCGUACUUGCUGUAUCCGACGGCGUUCUAGACAAUCUUUGGGAACAUGAAAUAUUGUCCAUUACGCUCGAGAGCAUCAAGAAGUGGAACCAGGGACGGCAUGACAAUACAGACCUUGAGUGGGCUCCUCCUGAGGUACUGGCAGAAGAACGCAUGGUAUUCGUGGCGAGAGAGCUGCUGAAAUCCGCGCUGGCCAUUGCCCAGGACCCGUUCGCUGAGAGCCCAUUUAUGGAGAAGGCAAUAGAAGAGGGUCUUGCUAUUGAGGGGGGAAAAAUGGAUGACAUUAGCGUGGUGAAUAUCGUGAAAACUCCCCCAAAUCUAGAUAAUGCACGGACCACAUCCAAAGCAGCAACAUUCCGCCCGGCAAAAUCAGAAAAAAAGGCCAAACGCUCAAAGAAGUACCGCAAGCUCAUGCACCAAUAUGAGCUUGCAUUCGGCUUCCGCGAACCAUACCAAGUCCUACUGGACUCAAACUUCCUUAACGCCGUACACUCAUUUAAGAUGGAGCUACUCCCUUACCUCGAGCGCACACUGCAAGGCAAAGUCAAGCCUCUCCUCACAAAAUGCUCCCUAGCAGCCAUCAUGGCCAACCAACCCAUCAAUCCCCGCACCAACAACCCCGUCCGUCCCGCACAACUUCCCCCGCCCACCGUCCUCCCAUUGCGCCACUGCUCCCACAACGAAGACAACACCCCAAUCGACGAAGCAGAGUGCUUGCUUUCUCUUCUUUCGCCUUCUGCAGACGUCAAGCGGAAUAAGGAGCAUUAUAUCCUCGCUACGGCUGACCCGGCGACGCCCAAGGCUGCACCGCAGAACGACAAGAAGCGGAAGCGGGGUGUCGAUGAGGCUGAGGUUGCGCUGAGAAAGUCAAGGAUGUUUAGGAGCGCUGCGCGGGCUAUUCCUGGUGUGCCGAUUGUUUAUGUGAAGCGGUCUGUUAUGGUUUUAGAGCCGAUGAGUUCGUUGAGUGAGGAGUUGAGGGAUGGAUAUGAGAGUGGGAAGUUCAGGGCUGGGUUGAAUGAUGAUGCGGUCCCGAAGAGGGGUGGGGAGGGGGAGAAGAAGAAGAAGGGAUUUAAGAAGGUGAAGGGCCCGAAUCCGUUGAGUGUUAAGAAGCCGAAGAAGAGGGGUACUGAGUCGGCUGGACCUGCGAAGAAGAGGCAGGCUACGGAGGAUGGAGAAGGCAAGGAGUCUGCAGAGAGGACGGAAGAUGGUGAUUCUGCGCCCAAGGCGAAGCGGAGGAGACGUCAUCAUAAUCGCGGUGCUAAGAGUGAGGGCGAGGAUGGAGGCGAUGCGGCUCCUGCUGUUACGACAGAGGAGUGA